CAGGGGUCUUAGGUACUUUCUCUCUCUUCUUUUUUAUUUUAUGGCUCGCCUCGAUGAAGGCGCAGCAACCAUCGAGUUUAAUGAGUUUAAUGAAAAUACGACAUAUACAAAAUAAGUAGACAGAUAUCCUACUUAUUCUUAAGGCCACACGUCCUAAAUUCGAUUUCAGCUUAUAAGACGCUCGCUGUUCACUUAGUCGUCUCGAGAGAAAACCGAUUAGUAGAAAGAAACCAGAAAAUACUAGCCAAAAUGGACGCCGGUGCCCCUCCUUACCCUCCCCUAGAGGACCGCCCUAUCAAGAACACCAUCGCGCUGUUCGAUGUCGACGAGACUCUAACACCGGCGCGUCUCUCAGUGUCCCCCGAGAUGCUACACACCCUCGAGCGCCUACGUCAAAAAGUCGCCAUUGGCUUCGUCGGCGGCUCGAACCUAGUAAAGCAGCAAGAGCAGCUCGGCGCCGCUGACCGGCCCGUAACCACCAUGUUCGACUUCUGCUUCAGCGAGAACGGUCUCACAGCCUACAAAUUGGGCGCUGAGCUACCUUCCAACAGCUUCAUUAAGUGGAUUGGCGAGGACCGGUACAAGGAGCUCGCCAAUUGGAUCCUGCAUUACAUCGCCGACCUCGACAUCCCUAUUAAGCGCGGUACCUUUAUCGAGUUCCGUAACGGCAUGAUCAAUGUCUCGCCCAUUGGCCGUAAUGCUAGUAACAAGGAACGAAACGAGUACCAGGCCUACGACGAGAAGAACAAGAUCCGUGAGACCAUGGUCGGCAAAAUGAGGGAGAAGUUUGGACACCUAGGUCUAACUUUCUCCAUCGGCGGCCAAAUCUCCUUCGACGUCUUCCCAACAGGCUGGGACAAGACGUACUGCCUCAAGCACCUCGAAGACGAAGCCAAGAAGCCCGGCGGCAUCGAGUACAAGACCAUCCACUUCUUCGGCGACAAGACGAACAAGGGCGGCAAUGACUACGAGAUCUAUGUCGACCCCCGCACCAUCGGACACUCCGUCAAGGGUCCUGAGGACUGCUUGAAGCAGAUUAAGGAGACCUUCGAUCUAUAGACAUAGACGUACCUUUUUUUUUCUAUAUUAAAAGAGGAAAGGAGGGUAUUAUAUACCGAAGGAAAAGAAACUAAAAAAGGAAAAAUCAUGUCGAGGAAAAUUCGCUAGAUCUAAUUAGAUCGUGGUAUUUCACGAAGACGGAAUUUAAAAAAAAUUCAAGACUUAAGAGAAAAGAGAGCGAUUAAGCGCCUGCUCAAUCUAGAGAAUAUACCAACGAUGAAUUACAUAUACAUGCCCCCAAAUAUAUAACAUCUAGUAAAUAUUAAAAGCAUGUCUAUCUCUCAAA
Molecule: messenger RNA, 1345 nt
Organism: Hypoxylon trugodes
Lineage: Eukaryota; Fungi; Ascomycota; Sordariomycetes; Xylariales; Hypoxylaceae
Product: eukaryotic phosphomannomutase
Exons: 2
Coding region: 250-1059 (269 amino acids)
Biological process (GO): protein N-linked glycosylation; GDP-mannose biosynthetic process; mannose metabolic process
Cellular component (GO): cytosol
Molecular function (GO): phosphomannomutase activity
Source: RefSeq, a predicted model, not a curated record